GUUACUGUGUUCACUACUGUAUAAAAAUAUCGUAUAAAGAAUGCACAGUACGCAAGUGAAUCAGCGGUACUGCAUCCAAAAUAAUCCAGUUCCACGUUUUCAAUACGGCACAACAGCAGGGAGGGACAUUCUUUCAUCGCGAGACUUGAGAACCUCGCGGCUCCGAAGUGUGAGACAUAUCAUGAUCAUGUGUCCAGUCUUGUCUUUUUGAAAACGCAUAGUUGGACAUAAAGGAAUGCAGUUAAUCUGAGGGAUAUUUACAUUUGCUCGGAAACAUUUUCUGGCUCACACUGUUAAGUCCUACGUGGUGAAGUGUAGCAGCUCAGUGUAAUACAUGUGUGAGGAGCAUCUCAGCGGAAUCUGCUGCGUUUUACUUCUCCACAGCAAAGAGAUAUUAUUGUGAUGGCGCUAGUCCCAUAUGAAAGGAACUGUUUACCAUCGCUCUCCAAACUACACGACACCUCCGCCGAAUUCUUCUUCGCCAGUCACCAUUUUUGCAUUUCCCAGGACUGGAACCGACUUGGGGUGGCUGCAGUAGUCUGGGAUGCAGCUGUAGUGCUGUGCAUGUACUUGGAGCUUGGUCAAGUUGAGCUAAAUGGAAGGACAGCCAUCGAGCUGGGAGCUGGUACCGGCCUUGUUGGCAUGGUAGCUGCUCUACUUGGUGCCAAAGUGACAAUUACAGACCGGGCACCGGCCUUGGAUUUUUUGCAAGCCAAUGUGAGGAAGAAUGUACCUCCAGAGAAGCAGGAUGCCAUUGUGGUGUCUGAGCUGACCUGGGGAGAGAAUCUGGAGAGAUAUAAGGCAGGAGGCUAUGACUUGAUCCUUGGAGCCGACAUUGUGUAUCUUGAAGACACUUUUCCGGCUCUGCUGCGGACUCUAGAGCACCUGAGCUCCAACAAAACUGUGGUGCUGCUUGCUUGCAGGAUCCGAUAUGAGCGGGAUCAGAACUUCCUGGACAUUCUGCAGCAGCGUUUUAUACUCCAGGAGGUUCAUUAUGAUGCCCAAAGGGAUAUUCAUAUUUAUAGAGCUCUGAAGACUAAACAGGAGCUAUGACUGAUGAAGUGAGUGUAUGAAACCUGAGCAGCCUUAAAGAUUACAAUUUAACACUGUAUAAUAACAGUUAUGGGCUUGAAAAUAAAUGUUUAUGUGCAGAACAUGAGUGAUUAUAUACCUUUUUUUAAGGGAGGAUGAAUUGUACCAGAGAAAAAGAUUUAUAAUUGCAGUUCAUCAUUCAGGAUUUCUAGAGCGCCAAACACAUUUUUUACAUUUAGUUACUAGUGUGCUUCAUUACACUCGAAACAGCGUUCUGUCCUUCUCUGAUCCUUCUAUCAAAUGUUUCUCUGAAAGACUGGUGGACGGCAAGAUUAAGUUGUUCAGAGAGCAGUGAAUAAAAAUGGAUGCUGGAAUGAAGCACAGUUGUUUACUGGCCAACUUCUCAUCUGCCAGCAAAAGACACUAUGUUGUUUUCGCACUGGAUUUAUAGAUGAGUCACAGAAAAUUGGUGUAACACUAUUUUGUGACCACAGAUUCCCUUUCAUAAUAUGUUAUACAUGUAUCUUUGCUAUAUAAUGUGAGAAAGAUUAUGUUCGUGGGACCCCCUGCAUCCCUGUCUUGACAAAAGCUGA
Scleropages formosus (Asian bonytongue) is the source of this 1625-nucleotide messenger RNA. It is a transcript of the gene mettl21a, whose product is annotated as methyltransferase 21A, HSPA lysine. NCBI's taxonomy places the organism in Eukaryota, Metazoa, Chordata, Actinopteri, Osteoglossiformes, Osteoglossidae. The transcript has 5 exons. The record is from RefSeq and is a predicted model, not a curated record. The coding region runs from base 403 to 1053 and encodes 216 amino acids. Gene Ontology annotation, cellular component: cytosol; protein-containing complex.